Messenger RNA from Colletotrichum graminicola M1.001, 570 nucleotides. RefSeq lists its product as uncharacterized. Gene Ontology annotation, molecular function: RNA binding. Bases 1 to 570 code for a protein of 189 amino acids. The record is from RefSeq and is a predicted model, not a curated record. Gene Ontology annotation, cellular component: ribonuclease MRP complex; nucleolar ribonuclease P complex. The transcript is spliced from 2 exons. Gene Ontology annotation, biological process: rRNA processing; tRNA 5'-leader removal; nuclear-transcribed mRNA catabolic process, RNase MRP-dependent. NCBI's taxonomy places the organism in Eukaryota, Fungi, Ascomycota, Sordariomycetes, Glomerellales, Glomerellaceae.
AUGGCGCCCUCCCGGUCACCGACACAAGGCCAGGCUGGCAAGGACGGCUCAAGGCAGAGGGGACAGCAGUCAAAAGUGGAAAAGUUGUCCCGAUUACCCAAAGGCAAGCCAAAUCUGCUAUCCCCCAGCCCUUGCUCCAAGAUACGGAAACGGGCACUCGCCCGGCCACAGCAGCCCGUCUCGCCAAAGUCAAAGUACAUCUGCGUCGGCGCGAAAUGCUCCUUCAUGUCGGUCGUGUCGCGCGUCCGCGCGCAGCUCGACAAGUCCCUCAAGCACAACGCGCCGUCGACACGGGGCCUGAACCUGAACCAGCGAAUCGACCUGCUGCACCGCGACAACGGGACCAGGGGGGGCGACGGCGAGGCGGUGGUCCUCGGCGCGGGCAAGGCCGUCGAGAAGGUCCUGGCCGUUGCGGCGUGGUUUACGGACCAGAGCGACUGCGUGGUCGAGGUGCGGACCAAGACCUUACGAGUGGUGGACGAUGUCGUCGUCGAGGGCGAGGAGGGGUUCGAGGACGAGAGCCGCGUGAGGAAGUUGAGCGGUCUCGAGGCUACUGUGCGGCUGAAGUGA